This is a messenger RNA of Cladocopium goreaui, 534 nucleotides long. The record is from the annotation of a GenBank genome assembly. Lineage: Eukaryota; Dinophyceae; Suessiales; Symbiodiniaceae.
AUGGGGUACCAGCAGAAGAUCCUCGAGCAUUUCCGCAGCGCUUUGCCAGACACCACCGACCUCACCGAGGAUCAGGUGAGAAUCUUACUGAAUCAUCUGGGCAUUGAGCUCAGCGAAGAGCGUCUUCGAAAGUUGAUGGCAGCAGCAUCAGAUGGCAGUGGAAAGGUGACCUGUGAGAGGUUCAUCUCGUGGAUGUUUGGAUGCGAGGGCUCCGGCAAAGUCCCCGAUGCGCCCCCGUUGCCGGCGAAGCCGGCCGUUGCGCAGCCAGCACCGGUCCCUGCUCCGGCGCCAGUGGAGCCGAAGCUUCCGCUGGAAACGAAAAGGAGCUUGCAAAUUAUAGAGACCUCCGUUCAAGCGCAACUGCGGCAAAUCCUGGAACAGCACCCAUAUGUCGAACGUGGCGGUGCUGCUUCCCGCCACCCCGCGCAGCCUUUCGUAGAGAACUGUUGGAAGUGUCUUGAGCUGGGCAAGUAUGAGCAAGCUCAAGAGGCCCAGCGGGCGCCAAGGGUGAUGUCCUUGGCUUUGGAUCAGUGA